Cercopithifilaria johnstoni is the source of this 291-nucleotide messenger RNA. The record is from the annotation of a GenBank genome assembly. Lineage: Eukaryota; Metazoa; Nematoda; Chromadorea; Rhabditida; Onchocercidae.
AUGAAAUUGUCACCUGUCCGUUUGGGUUUGGAAUUUGGGAAGCUUGGAAAGAUUUAUGGACAGUACAGAUUUGCAUUGGCUCCAAAUGAGCAAAGAGUAUUCAAAGGGUUUUGGAAGGAUGCCUUUUAUAAGGUAUUGAGAAACACUUGGUUCGACCGUUGGUAUCUCUGGCUGCCUCAAGGUGUAGUAUUCUACUUCAUGACAAAGUUGUGCUUGAAAAUGAAUUACGAAGCCUACCGGAAGAAACCGGAAGACUUUAUCAACGAAGGCAUACCAAAGGAUGCAAAUUAG